AUAUGUACAUAUGUAUAUGGGUAGCAAAAGAAAAGAACACAAAUUUUGCCGAGAAGACGCAGUUAAAAAAGUGUUAGCAAGUGAGAAACAACAUUCGUGAAUUUCGUGAUUAAAAACAUUUCAAAAGGUGUACAACAAAAGCUCAUUUAAUAUAAAAAUAAAAGAACACAAGCGAAAUAUACAAAAUAUAAUAUCGCUGAGCGCCAACAACAAAACGUGGCACUAACUAAAAACACAAAAAAAGCUCAACGAAAACGAGAGCGAAUGCGCGCGUGCGAGUGAGAUAGCCGAUAAGCAGAGACAUUUAGAGAGAGCCAAGAGCGACAACAACAAAACACAAGCGCAAGCACGAGCCAAAAGCCAAUUGCGCACGGAACGUAGAACGAAGAGAACUAACGGAACUAUAGAAGCGCAGCACGGAUAACAGUUAACAGGGCAAUCCCAAAAUGGUAAACAAGGUAAAUGGCAAGAAGGCGGACAAGGACAAGGAGAGGCAGCAAGAGGCAAUGUUGCCGGCGGCGGGCAAGAACAGCAGCAACAUCGAAAACAGCAGCGACCUUAGCAACAUCAACAACAAAGCGGUACACAAACCAGCAGCAAACAAGGGCCAAAACGCAAAGCCCAACAAUAACAGCAAUAACAACAGCGGCAACAACAAAAAGAAUGCAGGCAAAGGACAUCAGCCGCAGCAACAGCAACGCAGCGGCAAAAAAGCGAAGCCACAACGCCAACAGAUAUUUCUGCAGUCGCUGCCACGCGACAGCAGCAACUACAGAACCAACAGCUACAGGAGCAGCAUCGACAUAAACAGCCUCAGCACCAACAGCACCAAUAGCAGCAGCAACCUCUUGGACACACCGGCAACAUUGGACAGUGGUGUGGGAAAAAUGAAUCCCGCUGAGCUGUUGACAGCCGCCUUGGCCGUCCCCUGUGCCAAAUGCUCCAAGCCAUCGAUGAUCUCCGGCCUGACCACCGCCGUAACUGCCUCCACAGUCUCCUCCGCCUCAUCCGCGUCCACCUCCUCCGCUUCUGCCUCCUUCUCGUCGUCGUCAACCAGUUCCGGAUCGGAGACCGCCAGCAAUCACAGCGAUCUCCACUACCCGGAGCCGACUGUCUACGCCGCCAAGCAGUAUCGCAAGUCCAAGUCCUACAUGGGCGUAUCCCAGUACAACAGCUCACAAAGCGGACAUCAGGCGGGUCGGGGGCCCAAUACCGCUGGCGGUGGUAAUGGCAACCACGCGACCUACAGACGCUCCCACAGCGACCGACGCAACUCGUUCGAUCGCACCUUCGCCGAAAGGAAUCGCGACUUUGUGCCCAUCGUCCCUCCGCCGCGUCCGGUUCUGUCCUCCUCCAACAUAGCCGGAGUCAUGGCCAGUACCACCAAGCUGACGAUCAUAGAGCGGUUCGGCAAAGGACGUGUCGCGUAUCCCAUAAUGCAGGUGAGUCCAGAACGGAUAGCACAGAUAUUGUGUAGAAGUAUGUAA
Messenger RNA from Drosophila erecta, 1487 nucleotides. RefSeq names its product homeobox protein 5-like. Bases 447 to 1487 code for a protein of 346 amino acids. NCBI's taxonomy places the organism in Eukaryota, Metazoa, Arthropoda, Insecta, Diptera, Drosophilidae. The transcript is spliced from 2 exons. The record is from RefSeq and is a predicted model, not a curated record.